Osmia lignaria (orchard mason bee) is the source of this 7517-nucleotide messenger RNA. RefSeq names its product serine/threonine-protein phosphatase 4 regulatory subunit 3 flfl (gene flfl). The record is from RefSeq and is a predicted model, not a curated record. Gene Ontology annotation, cellular component: protein phosphatase 4 complex; nucleoplasm. Gene Ontology annotation, molecular function: protein phosphatase activator activity. Lineage: Eukaryota; Metazoa; Arthropoda; Insecta; Hymenoptera; Megachilidae. Gene Ontology annotation, biological process: protein dephosphorylation; DNA damage response.
UAUUAUUACAUUAAUGAACGCAAUACUUACCUAAAUACAAACUAUUAUAUUACGCGCUAAAAUCCUUGAGAUACACGAGGCGAACCCCGUAGCGCGUUGUUGUGAUCUAACAUGGCGGAGUGUAGUGUUGUGGCUGCUCAGUGUCUAUGUCAAUUUUUGGAGUGAUUUUGCUUAAUAAGAACGAAAGGAUUGCAAUGGUCGGCAAUCACGGUAUUGCAAGAAAUUGAGUCAAAUAGUCGUAUACUUAUGAGUAUUUGUAUUACAAGAGGAUUGAGUUUAAUUUGAGUUUCGUUUGUCGCGGGAACCGUACACAGCGGUGAGAGAGCACGCAGAGUGCCGUCUUCCCAGCAACAAAAUUUGCUCCUGACCUUCCACCACAACAAGUUGGCCUUUUGGAGUGAUCCGGCAUACAAUUAAGAUUUCUUUACUUUGCGUACACACGACACGUGAUAACGGAAACUUGCACGACAUAAAGUUUUCCCGCGCGUCCUGAGAGGUUUUCUUGGCGCAAGAAUCAGGCUUAUGCAACGACGAGCGCAUAAACAUCUAUUACGGUAAACAAUAUCAUUCCGUCAAACGAAUUCAAAGGCAUGUGACGGAUCGUUGCCGCUUGUAUUUUAUCGUAAAAAUUCUAGUGACGGAACUUGAUCUUGUGUAAAUUCAUUAAAGAAGGCAUUAUACAAUUAGUGGAAAAACUGAGAAAAUACAAUAGGCUGGUGAAGUCUAUAAGAUUGACACUAAUUGUUAUUAAACAUAUAUAAAGAUUCCUUAUGGCGUGUUUCUUAAUUAACAGUUAUGUCAUUUACUUGUGCAAACAAUUAGAAAGGAAUAAUCAUAUGCAAGUAUCAGAACUUUAAACGAAACAUACAUUGAAAGUUGUGUUUCUUUUAUAUGAUUAUUACCGAUAUAAAAGUCUUAAUGGGUUUCAAGGAAGUAAUUGACAAAUCAAUAUAUGGGGAUUUUGGUGCAUUUGUCAAUUUAUCAGAGAGUUGAGAAACAUUCAUAAAGAUAUUUAAAAAGCCAAAGAAGUGGUAAAGAUAUAAGGGAUGCAAGGUAGCUGGUGAUAUUAUAGAGCAGUGUGUAUAAGUUAAUUUUUACAAUAUGACGGAUACGCGCAGAAGAGUUAAGUUGUAUGCGCUCAAUGCUGAUAGACAAUGGGAUGAUCGUGGUACAGGCCAUGUUUCUUCUUCGUAUGUAGAUAGAUUAAAAGGAAUUUCACUUUUGGUCAGAGCAGAGAGCGAUGGUUCGGUUUUAUUGGAAAGCAGAAUACAACCUGACACUGCAUAUCAGAAGCAACAGGAUACAUUAAUAGUUUGGUCGGAAGGAGAUAAUUUUGAUUUAGCCUUAAGUUUCCAAGAAAAGGCUGGCUGUGAUGAAAUCUGGGAGAAGAUAUGUCAAGUUCAAGGAAAAGAUCCAUCUGUUGAAAUAACUCAAGAUAUCGUUGAAGAAUCAGAAGAUGAGCGAUUUGAUGAUAUGUCAGAUGCUGCACCACCCAUAGAAUUGCCUCCAUGUGAAUUAAGUCGAUUGGAAGAUAUCAAUGAACUUAUAGGGAAUUGCUUAUCUUCUCAAAUGAGGAAAGAUAAACUAGCAUUGGCUUUAGAAUCAGAAGGUUAUAUCAAGAAACUAUUGAAUCUAUUUCAUACAUGCGAAGAUUUAAAAGACAGUAAAGGAUUACAUCAACUUUACAAUAUAUUUAAAAAUAUUUUCCUACUUAAUAAGAACACAUUAUUUGAAGUUAUGUUUAGCGAUGAUACGAUUUUUGAUGUUGUUGGAUGUUUGGAAUACGAGCCAACGUUACGUGAGCCAAAGAGGCAUAGAGAAUAUCUUCGACAGUUAGCCAGAUUUAAGCAAGCAAUUCCUAUUACAAAUACUGAAUUACUAGCUAAAAUUCACCAAACGUAUCGGGUUCAAUACAUUCAGGAUGUAGUUUUACCGACUCCAAGCGUAUUUGAAGAUAACAUGUUGAAUACAUUGAGUAGCUUUAUAUUUUUUAACAAGGUUGAAAUAGUAACCCUAAUACAGGACGAUGAGAAAUUCCUCACUGAAUUAUUCCGCCAGUUAACAGAUGAAGCAACAUCAGACAGUAAAAGACGCGAUCUAGUUCUUUUCUUGAAGGAGUUUUGUAAUUUUUCUCAGAAUCUUCAACCGCAAGGAAAGGAGGCCUUUUAUAAAACUUUAACAGCACUUGGUAUUUUACCUGCUUUAGAAAUUACUUUGGCAAUGAACGAUGCCCAAACAAAAACAGCUAGUAUAGAUAUAUUAACGUAUAUAGUGGAAUAUUCUCCGAGUGUUGUUCGAGAUUAUACAUUGCAACAAAUAAAUAAUACAGAACAGGACCAAAUGUUGAUAAAUGUAAUAGUUGCUCAACUCGUUGGCGAUAGUGACCCUGAGUUGGGUGGAGCAGUACAACUGGCCGGUGUAUUACGCCUGCUUCUUGAUCCAGAAAACAUGUUGGCUUCCGUUAACAAAUCAGAAAAGACUGAUUUCUUAAACUACUUCUACAAGAAUAGUAUUGGAACACUGAUAGCACCUCUUUUAGCAAACACAAUUGGAGAACGACCAGCAAGGGAAGAUUACAGAACAGUACAGCUUUUAGGAUUGAUUCUAGAGUUAUUGUCGUUUUGUGUAGAGCAUCAUACGUACCACAUUAAAAAUUGCAUAUUGAAUAAAGAUCUGCUCAAACGGAUACUGGUUUUAAUGAAAUCGACACACACGUUUUUAGUAUUGUGUGCUUUAAGGUUUAUGAGAAAAAUUGUAGCAUUGAAAGAUGAGUUUUACAAUAGGUACAUCAUUAAAGGAAAUUUAUUUGCGCCCGUAUUUGAUGCAUUUGUAAGAAACAAUGGUAGAUAUAAUCUAUUGGAUUCUGCUAUUCUUGAGAUGUUUGAAUUUAUUAAACUGGAGGACAUUAAAUCGCUAUGUUCGCAUGUUGUUGAAAAUUUUUCAAAAGAACUAGAAACAAUCGAUUAUGUACAAACAUUUAAAGCUUUGAAAUUAAGGUACGAACAACAUCAAGACAAGCUGAAAGAUCGAGACAGGGCAGCUCUUGACAGUGUUCCAUCCAUACUGAGAAAUAGUCGAUACAGAAGGGACCAGAGACAAUUAGACGAAGAAGAGGAAAUGUGGUUCAAUGAAGAGGAAGACUUUGAUGAGGGUGAGGCGGUCGUACCCGCAGCAGCAGCAGAUCUUGUGCCUCCGGCUUCUGCUAAGAAACAGUCGUCAACUUCAAAUUCUGCACUUAAUCCUGCUCUUGCAGAUUCUAAAAGUCACCAUCAGCAGCAGCAGCAGCAGCAGUCCGUGUUGAACAAUAACACUGCUAACAAUAACAUUACCUCGCAGCAAUCACAAAUCAACAAUAGUACAACAACAACAAACGAAUCUCCAAUUAGUUCGGAAAUAAAUCCAAAUUCGCCUAUCGGGACGGUAGAAAAAACUGGGACUGCAUUAUUUAAAAAGGGGUUAGUCGAUUACGAGGGGGAUUCAGAUGAAGAAGACGAGGAUACGGAGGUGACACCCUCUCCAAAACGGCAAAGAUUGUCAUAGUAGGCAAAUUGGAGAAGAACGAGAAAUUUGUGUUUUUUAAUCGCUUCUACCGUUUCUGGCCCUCCUACGUGCACAAAGAACUCGAUCGGAAAGUCAUAUUAUCAACCCUUUUGUAGCUGAACAGAAGAACCAUUCUCUUUAAGUGAGCGGAUGCACGAGGAUGUGUGUUUAUCAUGUGGUGGAAAUUGACAUACCUCUUUGUGUUGGGUUGUACAUAAUAUACGAGAACAUCGAUACCGAAUGCAGGUGGGUGAAAGGGUCUUAGAAAUGGAAUGUAUGUAAUUAAGGGGAAUAAUAAUGAAUUAUGAACUAAUGCGAUACAAAGGAAGAGAGAACUUUCUUUAAUGAAACAUAUGACGGUAAAAGUUGUGGCAUAACGUUGUAUGACCACGUGUGUAAGUGUUAAAAGUAACAAAGUUUUAACAAGAAAUAGUCCAUUCCACAUUGUCUGGAAACACCCCAAGUACUAGAAGAAAUUAUUUCACGAAUAGGCUAAGAAACUCUAGCCAGGCCUAGUGGUUCUUACGAGUACGAAGUUUCUAAGCACGUGCUUAGAUUCACGUAAUAAUUAAAAAUUUGUGACUGUACGUCAUAUAUUACAUCUGCUAAGAAGAAACUUACUAUGUAAAAAAAAAACAAAAAAAAAAACAGAUAAUUACAUGUAAAAGUACAUGAUGUACCGCACAAAAAACAACUAAGUGUUUUGUUUUGCCAUCCAUCAAUUUUCUUGUUCAUGUGAUGGGCAAUUAAGACCCGUCCAUAAAAAGGGGGUCAGACAUCAUGAAACUUUAUCCAGUUUAACGAAAAAUAGUAUUUAGUUUGUAUAUAUAUGUAUAUUUGUAACGAUUGUAAAACAACCAAUUCAUGGGUGAAGCAGAGAAAUAUGCGAUUCCUUUAAAAAUUCAGUUCCCUUUUAAGGUUCUUUAAACGAGCUUUUCGGUUGUCAAUGUAAGUAGUAGAAAUUGUACAAUAAACAUAUUUCAAUUGUGUAUAUUUACCAGUUUGCACUUCAUGUCCGCAAUUACUCCUUGAUGUAAAAAAAAGUAUAUGUGAAAGUGUCUUGCAAUCUUGAGUAUUAAAUAUAAACUGUUCUAUUCGUAUAAAUUAUUCGUGAUUAUUAUGGGCAAUAUCAGAGCCUGCUAUUAAUUGUACAAUCACGAAGAAAAAGUGACAUAGGGGUAUUUAAUAUAUCUUUCAUUAUGUAUACAAUUGUUAAUUUCGUUUAAAAUUAUGUCCAGUGAAUUAUUCGGCUUUUUCUUUUUUGUAAAAUCACUCGGUUUUAUAAUGAAUAAGCGUAAAGACCAUAAAAUCAUGAGAUGAUGCUUAGCAAGAUUGAUUUUUAAUGCUCCAACGUCAUAUCAUAAGUCAGAAAUUUGUUGAUCUAAAUCAGCUCCAGACAAGAAUGUCUACUUGAUGUUUUAACUACUGAUAUACAACCGAGAAAGCUGGUACCUUCUUUCUUUUUAUUUUUUAUUUUUUUUUUUUUUUUACAUUUACAUUUAAUUCGUUUACUUGGAACAUUUCUUACAUUCAAUGUUACUUUAACACGUAUCCUAACAGGUGACUGAGUCAACUCGAACAGAAGGAAUACAUAUUACAAGCCGAUGUAUACAUUUUUCACGACACCCUCACAUCCGGAACAGAGUUUCUAAGACUGCUUUAGACCUGUAUGUAUAUUGGACAUUUCGAAAAUAUCAUAUACACCGUCUAUGUACACAUAUGCAUAUAUAUUAACUUAUAAUAUCGACAAAUGGAAAUCUUUAGAAGUGAAAUUUAGUCAAGAACACGAGCGAAUAUCUGUGAAUAUCAAAGUAGGCAAAUUCGCUGGAGCUGAGCGAUUAUAUAUGUAUAUAAGAGAAGAUGAAAAAAAAAAACAACAAAGUGUAACUUGAACUGAUUAGAGGAAAAGAGUGAGAGAAACGUGGAGAGAAAGGAAGAGAGAGAGAGGAAAGUAGUGAAAUAGAAUGGAAAUGUAACAAAGGCUAAUUAUUAGUUGUUUAAGAGGAUAUUGAAUAAUGUUGUUCUUUAUGUGUUUUAUAUAAUAUAUUCAUGAUUUAUUCGAUGAAAAGGAAUAAAGCGAUGAAAUUAAAUGAAGCUUGCGUCGGGUAUGUAAGAGACUUGUAAGUAAACGGAAUAAUAAGAAACGAAUCGAUAUCUAAGUGAUACUAGAUUAAAAAGAAAAUAAUGCACCAUUUUAAACGCUAUUUAAGCUAAAUUUCGUAUAAUAUACUUGUAUGAAGAUACGUUCAUUAACGCGCUUAAGCUUUCAUUGCUGUUCCCUUAUUUAAUGUAACGUCAUUGUAUCACCGUUAAUGUCUCUUGGAUCACGUAUAUUUAUCGUAAUUUCUUUAUUCUGUUUGCGUCAUAUCAAGUCGACCGCAAGCUAUAAGGUUUUCGUUUCUCGUACGACCAUACGUUAAGCUACGAUUACAUUGGCGAGUGUUAAUGAUAUAAAUAUAUCUGAAUUGCAAGCGAUAAAUUAUAAUUGAUUGCUUUUUCAUUUUGCUACAAAUUAAUUGCUUCAGCAACGAGAAUUAAAUUGAGAAAACAAUGUAAAUAUGUUUCUCUCGUGAAAGAAACUUAACUGGAGGAGAAGGUAUGUCCUAACCGCUCGUUUGACUAAUUUGUGAUAAGAUCUAGAUAACAUUGAUAAGAAUAAGUGGUAGAAUUUACACGAGAAUAGUGAAGCAAAUUUUCCUACCAAUGCCAACUACUCAAUCAUUUGUUUUACCAAUAUAAUUUAAGCAUAAAAGAUUAAUCCCUUCUGUCAGCAAACGAAUAGGUGGGAAUCACAUCUUCCCUUACACUUCUUCUACACAUUGCAUUAUUCUAAUGCUCGCCACUGUAUUCGCGGUCUCAUUCGAAUUGGAGCGAGCACAGAAAAGAAUAAAACUAAUUUGUUCCUUUUGCUUCUUGUUGGGGUGCACCGUUUGAUCGCUUAUUUCGCACUCUAAUUUAACGGGAAUCGGUUCAAGAUUUCACAGAUUCCAUUCGUUCGAGUAGAACAAAGUCGAUAUUUUAUAUUACAUUAAAUAAACGAAGAGAAAUGUAAGGAUGAUUAUUCUUAGAGCGAUCUGUGGUUCGAAGGUGCGUUCAAUAAUACCGUACGUGUCGAUAACGAAGUCCUGAUCGAUAAUCAUGAAAUAAAUCAUACUUUUUCGGUGUUUUUCUUUUUUCUCUUUUUCUUUUCUUUUUUUUUCGUUUCGGAUGGGGAAACUUUUAAAGAAUCUGUGCAGGGAUCGGUACCGAGGAUAGCAGAGACAGAGAAAUUUUCGCAGCCGUCACACAUUGAUGUAAUAUUAAAAUUACAUGAUAUAAGAAAAAAACAUUUGCACACAUUGUACAAUACCACGUGUUAAUAAUAUAAUGCGUUUUAAUUAUAUAUAUAUAUUAUAUACAUACAUAUAUAUAUAUAUAAUGACAGAUCGAAACGAUUUUUCUCUGGUGUAUAUACGUACAUGUACAUAAAACUGUGCAUAUAUGUUUAUACGCGCAGAAAAAGACACCUUUUUAUAUGAGAAGCUAUUCGUAACAAAAAUGAAGAAAUACAAUUUGAACUAAGAGCAAGCAUAAAAGGUAAAAAAAAAAGUAAAAGAACUUUGUUUUGUGUGUAGUAUGAUAAUAGUUGAAUGAAGAACAUGCGGAAAACGAAUAUUUUGCAUUUUAUUCUAGCGAAGUAUGAACGGUCGAUCAGAUGAGCAGCAAAAUGAAUUUAAAUGUAGGAUUCAUGGUGGAAGACGAGCUAGAAAAAUUUCUUUCUUCUUUCACCUCAAAUUUGUUUAAUCCAUUAAUUCCUAGAUGUCGAAAAUAUAUAUGUUACUUUCAAGAUGGUAUUUCACAUUAGUAAUUAACACAUUUCCUGCCGUUCACUCGAUAUCACAUGCAAUAAUUUCAAAAAAAAAUCAUCCAAUUCCGCUCGUAUUCCGUCACGAAUUCGUAAUUGACCUUUAUAAUCGGACAGCUAAAAAAAAAAAAAA